GCUCGAUCAGCAGCACAAGAAGAAGAGCCGGAAGAAGAAGAAGAAGGGGCAGCAGGACAAGGCGCCGCAGCAGGCGGGGGAGGGCAGCGGCGGCGGCGGGCGGCGGCCGGUGCACCUGCCUGCCGCCAUGGACUGGAAGCUAGAGAAGUACUGGCUUCAGCGGUACAGCCUGUUCUCCAGGUUUGACGAGGGCAUUCAAGUGGACGACCAGGGCUGGUACUCUGUCACGCCAGAGGUCAUCGCCGCGCACCACGCACGGCGCGCAGUUGAGGCGCUGGGGCCUGACUGCGUGGCGUGCGACCCAUUUGCCGGCGCCGGCGGCAAUGUGAUCCAGUUUGCGCUGCACUGCGCGCGUGUGGUGGCCGUCGAGAUUGACGAGGGGCGCAUGGGCAUGCUGCGCAACAACGCGGGGGUGUAUGGCGUGGCGGGCAACACCACCUUCAUCCGGGGAGACUUCUUCCAGGAGGUGCAGGGCAUCAAGGCGGACGUCGUCUUCUACUCCCCGCCCUGGGGCGGCCCCGAGUAUGCCCAGCAGCCUGUGUACGAUGUGGCGCUGAUGGGCGGCCAGGGCUUUGGCCUGAAAAAGCUGCUGGACCUUGCGUUUGGGCCCAUGGGUGCCAGUGCCGCCAUUGCCUUCCUGCCCCGCAACUGCGACCUCAAGCAGCUGGCUGCCACGCUGCCAGAGGGGCACUCCUACUGCGAGGUGGAGCGCGAGAUGGUGAACAAUGUGUGCAAGGGGCUGACCAUCUACUAUGGCGAACUGGCCCGCAGCCCCACACAGCUGCGCCAGCAGGAGCAGCAGCAGAGCCAUGGGCAGGAGGAGGUGGAGGUGGCAGCGAUGGUGGUGGCGGAGAAUGGUGUGGUGGCGGCGGGAGCUGCCAGGCCUGAAGCAGAGCAAGGGGCGGAGCAACAGGAGCAUGAGGUGCAGCAGGGGCAUGGCGCAGAGCUGGCUGGGCAGCAGGCGGCGGGGGCUGAGGCGGCCAGUCGGCCCACUGCCGAGCUGCAGGAGGAGCAGCAACAGCUGCAGGAGGCGGUGGCACAGGUGGUGCAACAGCAGGGCCAGCAACCCGCUGCAAUAGAGCCUGCCCCACCGCAGGCGGAGCAGCAGCCAUUGCAAGCGGCCGCAGCCAAGCCACUGCAUCCUGCCGCGGCAGAGCAGCAGCCAGCAGCAGCAGCAGAGCACGAAACGGAACCAGCCACAGAAGCUGCUGCGGAACAGAAGAAGCGGCCAGGAGGAUGUCGACAGCAAUAA
Molecule: messenger RNA, 1252 nt
Organism: Chlorella variabilis
Lineage: Eukaryota; Viridiplantae; Chlorophyta; Trebouxiophyceae; Chlorellales; Chlorellaceae
Exons: 7
Coding region: 128-1252 (374 amino acids)
Biological process (GO): 7-methylguanosine cap hypermethylation; 7-methylguanosine RNA capping
Cellular component (GO): nucleus
Molecular function (GO): RNA cap trimethylguanosine synthase activity
Source: RefSeq, a predicted model, not a curated record